Molecule: messenger RNA, 1620 nt
Organism: Tilletiaria anomala UBC 951
Lineage: Eukaryota; Fungi; Basidiomycota; Exobasidiomycetes; Georgefischeriales; Tilletiariaceae
Exons: 1
Coding region: 1-1620 (539 amino acids)
Source: RefSeq, a predicted model, not a curated record
AUGUCUGUGCAUGACAGCGAGAGGACCCCUGUGGGCCUGGUCGCCUCGUCUGCUCCAACCGACACGGCAAGCCGAGAGCAGCUGCAUCCUUCUCAGCCGGAUGCAGAUCGUUGCUUGCGAGCUGCUCCCGAUGUCAGCGCAGACCAUGGCGACGAGCUGGACGCAGUCAACUUUUUGGCCAGCUUCUACAGCUGGCAGAAACGGUACUUCAGCUCGCUCGCCUCUGCCAAGAGCGGGUCUCUCCAUCGGAGGGAAGUAUGUCCGACGACCACAAUCCGUCACGGACCUGAAAGCCCGCACUUUGUACCAUUGCGGAGAGAAAUGCUACGCAUUCUCGACACAUACCUGGGCCCUGCAGAGAGCGAAGCGCCCAAACAGUCGCACCGGAACGAACCCGACAGACAUCAUGCCAGUCCUCGCCUCGCAUGGAUGCUCGAUCUUGGGCUGAUUCCAGAAAGCACCAUUCGUGCUGCCCGCGUCGCCGCUCUCAUAUCAAUGCAACCGGAUGCGUUUGGAGAGACAGUCCAAGCGGUCGUAUCGUAUCUCAACUGUCAUGUCGUUCCUGCGUUCUUCUUCUCAAAGGCCAAGAAUCUCAGCAAGCACACAGAGCGUGGGCGACUAGGCGUCGGCAUCACUUGCACCGUAGUUGCCAUCCUCUUCUCCGUCCUCUUGGCGCUGAAACCGUCUCCGCUCUACGUCGGUCCUCAUAGUUCUGGCACGGUCUCGCGGUGGUACCGCCUGCUCCUCGCUCCUUUGUGGUGCGCAGGGAUAGGUUACUCAAUGGCCGCUUGGACUGGAAUCUGCGUCUGGCUCAGCUUGCGAGGCAAGCGUGAGCCUGCAGAGCCAGAGAUUAUCCAUCGUGGAGCCGAGAUCCUUUCGGUGCUCGAGUCUGGUGACGAAGAUGCGCUCUCCGAGCGCAUCCUUGCCGAGGAGCAGGAUCGAUCAGCUCGACAACGCUGGAUGGCACCAGAAUUGGAGUCACUCCUGACGCGUAUGCAUUUAUGGAGAGCGCGGCCUGCAUCGCAGGCACUGUCGUCCACAAGCAGAGCAGAUGCUUUUUCUGCUGCUUCUUUACCCACAAGCCAACCCUCGCAGCUGCUGCAAUUUGCAGCCUCAGGGGCCGAAUCUCUUGGGUCUACUGCAGCUCGGCAAAAGACCGAAGAUCUUUCAUCCGCCGCGAGUCCGCCGACGAGCCCCAUUAUGGCGCCCUCUCCGCCUGCAUUACUUCUUGCAAGUCCUUCGCUCAAGUCGCGGCGCAUCCCGGUCUUGCCUUUCGAGGUCGCACUGAUCGGCAAGCCAACCUUCUUUGCUGAUCUAGGUGCUGGUGCAGCAACGACCGCAUUACCACCAUCGCAGCAAGCGCAGACGCAUAAUACCCCUACUACCUCUGUCAUGUCCAUGGCUGGAACCAACCCUGGCUGGAUGCGUGUUGCCGUGGAUGUCUCUGCGAUGCGCAGUGCCUGGACACGAGUCAAGCAAGCCACCGGUUUCGCCGUCCACACCGAGCCGGUUCUAGACGAAAAUUUGCGACGGGAACAGCAAAAAGCAGCACUCCGCGCGCUCUGUAUCUGCUUUCUUCUGACCGUCGUGGUGCUGGUCAUGACCGUUGCGGUGCCUUAG